This is a messenger RNA of Sinocyclocheilus grahami, 423 nucleotides long. Its product is annotated as probable tRNA pseudouridine synthase 2. Gene Ontology annotation, molecular function: pseudouridine synthase activity. NCBI's taxonomy places the organism in Eukaryota, Metazoa, Chordata, Actinopteri, Cypriniformes, Cyprinidae. The coding region runs from base 144 to 401 and encodes 85 amino acids. The record is from RefSeq and is a predicted model, not a curated record. The transcript is spliced from 2 exons. Gene Ontology annotation, biological process: pseudouridine synthesis.
CUGUAAUACUGUAACGCCACUCCAGUAGAAGAAGAAGGUCACGCCAGCGUUUCGGUGCCGUACAAGCAGCAUGUGAAUGUUUGCGUCCUUGUUUAUUUACCUAAGAUUAUAUUGAUGCUUGUAACAUUUGUUUCUGGGCGAAGAUGACCUCUCAGGCUGUACGUCUUUUCCGUAAAAUGGAUGGUCUGUUUGCUGUGUACAAACCGCAGGGAGUUCACUGGAAACAUGUUCGUGACAGCAUAGAGUCCAAUUUAUUAAAAGCGCUGAACUCCUGUCCUCCACCAGCUCCUCAGCUUGCAGUGCAGUUCCAGCUUCUGUCCGGUGGAGAAAACAGCAGCUCCAAAGAUGUCGUAUUAUCACCCUCUAUGGUCCCCACACUGGCAGACCAUCCUCUAGGUUAGUGGCUAAACCUUCAAAAAUAUG